Messenger RNA from Morchella sextelata, 819 nucleotides. RefSeq lists its product as uncharacterized. Bases 1 to 819 code for a protein of 272 amino acids. Lineage: Eukaryota; Fungi; Ascomycota; Pezizomycetes; Pezizales; Morchellaceae. The record is from RefSeq and is a predicted model, not a curated record. The transcript is spliced from 2 exons.
AUGUCAAUCAUAUCCUUCAUCUUCCGCAUUCUCCCAAUUCUCCUCCUCACAACGCCCGCCGCCUCCCUUGUUACCGGUCCUGUAACUCUCACCGCUAAUAUGCCACGCAGCACUUCUGCCCCCCUCACAGACUGCGCUUCUGUCUGCGCACUCAUGGAGAUGCAGAUACACCAACCACCCGGGCCAGAUCAAGGCUCACUGUUCCAAAGCCUGUGCAUAAACUCCGGGAGAAAGGACUGUGACACUGUACAGGCAGAGUUCAGAGUCGAGCUUGUUGGUAAAGCGGACGGGUUUAAGUGUCUUUGUGCGAGAAAUGGUGUCCCAGGGGAAGAGUACUCGAGCACUACUACGACAACUAGUACUAGUACUAUUACAAUGACAGAAGGGGAUGUACCCGCCGCGGAUACUACUAGUGCCCCUGCAACUGAGGAAGCAGCCAGCACUGGCACCGCAGAGCUAGACAAGGUCGCAGAUGUGGCAUCUGUAGCUACGCCCUCAGUAUCUAUAAAUACGGAAUCAAUACAACCAUCUACAAUAUUGAGUACGCAUACCACAUUGUCAACAAUUAGAUAUGCUGUCUCACCCACUUCCAAGUCUUCCACCACCAGUUCCGCCUCUAAAGCGACACCAUCAAAUUCGGAGGCAGAACUAAAUACAGUCAACCAGCCACAACCCUCAAAGAAGCCUAAAUCAGGGGCUGUCGUAGGAAUUGUACUUGGUGUGCUAGCUGUGUGUGCAAUCAUUGCCGGUGGAGUGUGGUAUAUCAGGAAAAGACAGAUGGCGAAGGUUGCGGAAAACAAGUUUGACUAUGAUUAUUAG